Molecule: messenger RNA, 6022 nt
Organism: Amyelois transitella
Lineage: Eukaryota; Metazoa; Arthropoda; Insecta; Lepidoptera; Pyralidae
Product: cholesterol transporter ABCA5
Exons: 35
Coding region: 145-5685 (1846 amino acids)
Biological process (GO): transmembrane transport; lipid transport
Cellular component (GO): intracellular membrane-bounded organelle; membrane
Molecular function (GO): ATP binding; ATP hydrolysis activity; lipid carrier activity
Source: RefSeq, a predicted model, not a curated record
UAGCUGCUCGCCUUACACAAUAACGUUGCCGGAAAACCGCUUUUCCGCUGCUGAACCGGUGUUAAAACCUAUGGUGUUGUUAAAAUGUUAUAGUGUUUAGGUGUUACCACUGUUUCCUUUCAAGUGUAAGUGUUAAGUGUUUGCAUGUGUGAUACCGAUGUUGUGGGAAGUACGCGGGACGAUGGCCCUGAUUCGCCGGGAAGCACGGAUCAAUUAACGAAAUGCGCGAACAAAGACUGCGAUCUGGACUACGUGGCUGUAGGUAGCCGGCUGCGGGGCGCCAUGGGCACCCGCCCCCCGGCGCGAUUCUGGCCCCAACUGUGGGCCACCGUCGUGAGGAACCUGCUCCUCAAGAAGCGGGACACUAGGAAAACCCUCGCUGAGGUUCUUGUCCCACUAUACUCUUUGGGGGUGCUGAUCUUCCUCAAGAUGCUGGUGCCCAACCCCAACUUCCCCGAGGUCAGGAAACCAGGGAGGAUGUACCACAUCCACCACGACGCCUUCCCUGAGAACCACUCCGUCGCUGUGGUGGCUGACUGGCAGAACGCCAAUGGCACUGUUAGCUUCCUAGAAGAGAUCAACGCUCUACUCAUGGAGUCUCGCCACCACGCCAUCAACUGGAUCCGCUAUAACGACACCAUAGAGCUGAAUGAUGCAUACCACAACGACACCAGAAACUUUCCCAUCGCAAUCAUCUUCCAUUCCGACCCAACGGCUUAUGGGGAGCCUCUGCGUUACACAAUCAGAACUAACCCAUCCCACGCUGGCACCCCGUCCACAAGAACCUUAACCACGUCACCAGCCAAAUGCAGAGAAAGAACUGGAGUGAAAGACUGGUCUUCCGACUGGUCCAGGGGGGGGCAACUCAUACCCUUGUCAGAGAUGCAUAGAGAAGACGCUUGUCCAGUGUUGCAAUAUUAUUAUUCAGGAUUCCUGGCGCUGCAGAUGCUGGUGGAUUAUGUAAAGAUCAAGCUGGACUCCGGCCGAGCGUUUCCACCCCCCGACAUCCAACUCCUCCAGUUCCCCAAACGCCAACACACUGGUGAUUGGCUGGUCAUCUUCAGGGUCAUCAUGCCCAUGUACAUGGUGAUGACGUUGUCGCAGUUCAUCACCUAUUUGUUGAUGUUCGUCGUUGGCGAGAAGGAGAACAAGAUCAGGGAGGGUAUGAGGAUUAUGGGGCUGAAGGAUUCUGUUUACUGGGGUUCCUGGUUUCUCAUCUACGCUGUGUUCGUCACUAUUCUGUCUUUAGUGAGCACCGUACUGUUAUUUACAUUGAAAGUAUUCCAGCACUCCUCCUACGUGCUCAUCUUCCUCCUGAUGCUUCUCUUCGGAUUCACCAUCAUCACCUUCGCUUUUAUGCUGACGCCCUUCUUCGACCGAGCGCGGACGGCUGGUAUCUUGGGCAGCUUCGCCGUGAACCUGAUGAGUGGGCUGUACUUCAUUCAGGUCUUCGUGUCGAAUGCCGACUCCCUUGCUUUUUGGUUUGUCUCCCUCAUCAGCUCGAGUUGUUACGCGCUCGCCAUGGACAAGGCUCUGGUCCUGGACAUGGCCGGCGUGGGGGUGACCUGGGAGAACCUCUGGAGCGGACCCGGGGUCCCAUUCGGGGGCAGCCUCAUCAUGAUGGCGGUGGACACCGUGCUGUACGCGCUGGUGGCGUACUGGCUGGACGCGGUGAUACCCAGUGAGUACGGCAUAAAACAGAAGCCCUGGUUCUGUCUGCUGCCUUCCUUCUGGCUGGGCAGCCGCCGCGGCAGAGUUUCAGCUAUACACUUCCACUCCAAUGGAGAAGCCGCCCAUAACAAGGAUGUCGAGCCAGUACCCAGGGAACUCCAAGACAAAGAAGCCAUCAGAAUAGUCGGUCUCCAGAAGAGUUUCCGUCACUGUCGCAAGCCGGAGAUUAAAGCUAUCGACGGCAUAGACCUGAGCAUCUACGAGGGCCAGAUCACAGCCGUCCUGGGGCACAAUGGAGCGGGGAAGUCUACGUUGUUCAACAUCCUGACUGGCCUCACGUCUCCUACUGCUGGAACGGCUUAUGUGUAUGGGUUGGAUGUUAGGGAUCCUAAUGACAUGCACGAGAUCAGGCAGAUGAUCGGGGUGUGUCCGCAACAGGACGUGCUGUUUGACCUCCUGUCUGUGAAGGAACACCUUCAGUUCUUCGCCGCUGUGAAGGGUAUACCUCGCAAACGGGUACCUGACGAGAUCCACAAGUCGUUAUCUGACGUGGGUCUACUGGACCAGGCUGGGGUAUUCGCCAAGCAUCUGUCAGGGGGUCAGAAGAGGAAGCUUAGUAUAGCCAUCGCGUUUAUUGGAGAUCCUAAGAUAAUAAUUCUGGAUGAGCCGACGGCUGGUGUAGAUCCAGUAUCCAGGAGACAGACGUGGAGGAUACUGCAGAGGGCCAAGCGAGGGAAGGUGUUACUCCUCACUACACAUUUCAUGGACGAAGCCGACAUACUGGGCGAUAGGAAGGCUGUUAUAAGUAAAGGAAGGGUCCGCUGCGCCGGCACCUCCCUGUUCCUGAAGAACAAGUUCGGCAUCGGCUACCACCUGACGCUGGUGCUGGAGGGCGCCUGCCGGGAGCACCAGAUCACCCGCCUGGUGCGAGGCCACGUGCCCCGCGCCGAGAAAGCCAGGCGCCAUGGCAGGGAGCUGUCGUACAUCCUCCCUCAUUACGCCGUCCAUUUAUUCCCGCCGCUGUUUCAUGCUAUUGAGCACGAAAUCAAGGAGAAGACCAGUAGACUUGGGAUAACGAGUUACGGCGUCUCAAUGACAACUCUAGAAGAAGUAUUCCUGAGUCUCGAAGGGGAGAACGCUGAAGAGACGGAGGCGGUGGAGGGAGUGUCAUCAGUGAAGCUAGUUAGGGCUCGGGCGCUGUCCAGGAGUUUGUCUUUGCAGAGCAAGUCUUUGAGCUAUCAGGAGUUGAAUGACAAGGAUGGACAAAAGGCGACCUCACUGCCGACCCAGGCUUCACACGCGUUACAUUCCACCACUCAUGGGGUAGAGCAUGUUAAGGUGACACCCGAAAUGCCAGUGUCAGUAGACGCCCUCAGCGACGUGGUGAAGACCAGCCCGUCUUGUUGGCGGACGUUCUGCGCGCUGGUCUACAUCAGGACCGUCAGGAUGAUACGGGACCCUUACAAGCUGUACGUCAUGAUCUUCAUGCCUAUCAUAUCCUGCGCCCUCGGCCUCUACAUGAAAUCGCGACAGAUCGUGUUCUUCCGCACGCAACCGCUCAAACUAGACCCUAACGCGUACUUCAACAAGACACCAAUCGCUUUGUACAGCGAACAAAACAAUGAUCGAGAAAUUGCCGAUUUGAGAACCUCCCUGGAAACGUUGGGGGCGUACCCUAUAGUGGAUUUCAACGGGACCUUCUCCAGCCUCCUGGACAUGGAGAAUUUCGGCGCGUUCAGCCUAAGAGAUAGUCCCGUGUCGUUCGCUAAGAUAAUGGCGUAUUACAACAGCACGUAUACCCACAGUUUGCCGAUCAUCAUCAACUUGUUGGAUAAUAGUAUUUACAGAAUUAUAAUGCAGUCAACCGGUCUACUGGACAGCUGGAAACCGAUCGAGGUUCUGUCCCACCCGUUCCAGCAGACGGAGCAGCAGGAGGAGUUCAACCUGGGCAACGUGGUGUGCGCCAUAUUCAUGGGGAUGAUCUUCGCGCUGGUACCUGUAACCUUGGCCGUGGACAUUGUAUACGAUCGGGAGAUAAAAGCGAAGAACCAGCUUCGCGUCAACGGCCUUUCAAUGAGCAUGUACUUCCUCACGUACUUCACUAUUCUGAUCUUCAUCAUGAUCAUCACCAGCGCGGGGGUCCUCGUGUUGGUUAUGGUCAAUGACAUCCCCAGUCUCACCAAUGGCUCCGCCAUCAUCAUGCUCACUGGCCUCCUGCUGCUCUACAGCCCGUCGGCCAUUUUGUUUAACACCUGUCUGUCCUAUAUUUUCGACAAAAUGGACUCCGCGCAAAGCAUCAUGCCUAACAUCACCACUUGGGUGGGGGUGAUACCAUUCAUCUUGGUCGUCGUUUUGGAUACCUUCAAAUGGGGCAGUGACAUCGCCUUCUAUCUUCAUUUAGUGUUUAGUUUCCUGGACGUGAUGUACAUACCGUAUGCCAUCAUAUACUACGUCGACAGGGUAUACGUGACCUGCAACCUGCGAGGUCUGUGCACCACCCCCGCCCUCUCCAGCUACUUCACGGGCGAGGUGUGGGUACUCAUAGCGGCCAUGUUGUUACACGUGCCUGUUUGCGGCGCCGCGUUACUGGCGGCUGACAGGCUGAAGUCCGGAGGCAGGAUAUGUAAGCGUCCAAGGACCACGUCAGAAUCGAAGUGUGACCUGGAGGCGGAGGCGGGCGGGGAGGCCGGCGAGGAUGAAGACGUGAGGAGGGAGCGCCGGCGCAUCGCUGGCUUCCUCGCCAAACCAUCGCAGAACGCGCCCGUUCUUAUUGUUCAUAAUCUUCGGAAAGAGUACAAGGUACGGGGAACUGGUGACUCCGCCAGCCCAUGCUGCGGCGGCGCCCCGGAACAGAGGGCGAGGAAAGCCGGUCUCGCGAGGCUGUCCCUGGCCGUGCACGGGGGGGAAGUGUUCGGUCUUCUCGGCCAUAAUGGAGCGGGGAAGACCACGACUAUGAAAAUUAUUACGGCCGAAGAGAGGCCUACUAAUGGCGUGGUGAUGUUAGGAGGUCAGAACGUGGACGAAGCCCAAACUUCCGCCUUCCAGAUGUUGGGCUAUUGUCCUCAGCACGACGCUCUGUGGAAGAACGUCACGAUAAGGGAACAUAUCGAGUGUUACGCUGCUAUACGUGGUGUUAGCAAGAGCGAUACUCCAAGGAUAGUAGACGCGUACCUCAACGGUCUACAAAUAAUGGAGCACGCGGGCAAACACGCGGACGAGUGCUCCGGAGGUACGCGGAGGAAGUUGUCGUUCGCGCUGGCGAUGGUCGGCAACCCGAAGGUGGUGCUGCUGGACGAGCCGUCCACGGGGAUGGACCCGCGGAGCAAGCGGUUCUUGUGGGACACUAUCCUGGCUAGCUUCCAGGGUAAAAAAGGUGCUAUUCUGACGACACAUUCCAUGGAAGAAGCAGAUGCUUUGUGUUCCAGAGUGGGGAUCAUGGUUAAAGGUGGUCUAAGAUGUAUCGGUUCGACGCAACACUUGAAGAAUUUGUACGGUGCUGGUUACACGCUAGAAAUGAAAAUAGGACAAAGCAAUCAGAAGAUGAUGGACCCAGAGUCAAUGUCUCCUUCACCACUUCGCUCCACUGAGAACUCCCCGUCAUUGGGGGAGGUUGAUGAAGGUUCAGGAGUUGGGUCUGUGUGCGCUGAAGGGGAGGUGGAGGGGGAGGCUGUAGACGUCAGCAUCCACACGCCAUUGGUCGCCGGCACUCCACCUCCAAGACAACAUCAUCACAGAACGGAAUCAAGCGGUGGCGGUCCAAGCGCCGAAGCAGCCAUAGCCCUGGUGACCCAGAUCUUCCCCGCAGCAGUUCUAGAAGAGAACUUCGCUGAGAGGCUAGUGUUCUCUGUGCCGCAGUCUUCUGUGUCCAGCCUGGCGAGGUGUUUCCAGCAGAUUGAGGAUGCUAAAGAGAAGCUGAAUAUAGUGGAGUACAGCUUCAGCCAAACGACCCUGGAGCAGGUGUUCCUCAAGUUUGCGCAGACUGAGAGCGUCGAGACAUCGGAUCAGGAACAUUAAGGUGGUUCCACUCUGUUCAAAGAGGUACUUGAUUUUAAUAAGUAAAUUUUAAAAUACCACAAAUUGUGGGUAAGCAGUGUCUAGUUAUGAAAAUGUGUUAGUAACAAAUGACUUUACACGAAGCGAGUCUUGCCUAAUACCAAAUACCUAAACCUGUUGAAAGUCUGUCAUAAAUGCUUAUAAGUCGCCAAAACGGGUAAUUUUUUCCAUUUUGUAGGUAAGAGUUAAGACAAAUGGAUUAAUAUUCAAUAAAAAAGAGAAAAGACAGACGUAAAAAUGUUCUACUUACGUAUUUGACAGCUGCCAAAAUGGCUCCUUAUUUCUUGAUGAAUGUAGG